AUGGCAUCCUCAACCACCAUGAACCCCCCCGGCAUAUCCGUCCACAUCACCGUGCACAUCCGCGCCGAAGAAAUCCCCGCAUUCCUGCACGCCUUCCGCAGCACCUUUGACGCCGUCGCCAACGAGCCCGAGUGCACCCUCUUCCAGGUCUACCAGUCGCCCCAGAACCCAGGCGAGAUCUCGUGGGUGGAGCACUGGUCCGCGUCGCUGGAGUAUCUCACGGGCGUGAUUCUCAACAGAGACUAUAUCCUUCGGUUCCUUGAGCUCACGGAGCCCAUGUAUGCGAGGCCCCGCGAGGCGAGGGUUUUGACGAGGGUUGCUGGGCUGGGGAUGGUGAAGAGGGGGGAGGGGAGUGGAUGA
Aspergillus mulundensis is the source of this 360-nucleotide messenger RNA. RefSeq names its product putative quinol monooxygenase. The transcript is spliced from 2 exons. Lineage: Eukaryota; Fungi; Ascomycota; Eurotiomycetes; Eurotiales; Aspergillaceae. Bases 1 to 360 code for a protein of 119 amino acids. The record is from RefSeq and is a predicted model, not a curated record.